Elaeis guineensis (African oil palm) is the source of this 747-nucleotide messenger RNA. NCBI's taxonomy places the organism in Eukaryota, Viridiplantae, Streptophyta, Magnoliopsida, Arecales, Arecaceae. The record is from RefSeq and is a predicted model, not a curated record.
AAUUUAAUCUUUUCUAUGUUUAGGUUGAGAAGGUGAUUAUUGAUACUUCUAAAUGUUUUCGAUUUCCUUUUACAUGUGUACGGUGCUUAUAAUUUGAUUGGAAUACAUAUUUGAGAUUGUAUUUCGGUCAAUAGUAAGCAUAAGAACUUCAGAAAGCCUAUUAUAGUUUAAAUACAACUUCUGCAGAUGUAAUCUCUAUAAAUCUGAUGGUUUUUUGCAAACAUUUGAUGAGUUGUUAUAUCUCUUGCUGGACCAGUUGAUUCUCAUAUUCUCAAUUUUUGAGGGUUCACAGAUCAUGAGCAAGCUUCAUUCCCUUAAGCAAAUCCAUGUCCCAGCUCCAAUUGACAAAGACAUUUGCUUUGCUGGUGCUGGAAGUGAUGUCUCGCAACUCUCAAAAACCUUCCCAGAGGUUGAUAUGGUAUUUGGCAAUGGACAAAGGCUGUCACUUUCUCCUGAAAACUACUUGUUCUGGCAUUCAAAAGUUCAAGGCGCUUAUUGCCUGGGAAUCUUUCAGAAUGGAAAGGAUCCAGCAAUACUGCUAGGAGGAAUUAUUGUUUGCAAUACUCUGGUAACCUAUGAUCGUCAGAAUCAAACAAUUGGGUUUUUGAAAACUAACUGUUCUGAACCAUGGGAGAGACUGGGUAUCAGUGGGGCUCCUUCAUCAGCACCUUUAUCUUCAUCUAACACAAAUUCAACCACAGAAAUAUCACUAGCGUUGGCUCCUAGUUGACUGCAGGACAAUGUUCU